Messenger RNA from Schizosaccharomyces cryophilus OY26, 1680 nucleotides. RefSeq names its product NADH dehydrogenase. The transcript is spliced from 2 exons. The record is from RefSeq and is a predicted model, not a curated record. NCBI's taxonomy places the organism in Eukaryota, Fungi, Ascomycota, Schizosaccharomycetes, Schizosaccharomycetales, Schizosaccharomycetaceae. Gene Ontology annotation, molecular function: NADH dehydrogenase activity. Bases 1 to 1680 code for a protein of 559 amino acids.
AUGGCCUUGGCAAAGCUUCUUUCUCAAUCUUUGACCAGACGCGUCGCAGGUUCCGGUUUCGGUUCGCCGUUUGCCAGAAGGUCGCAUUCUUCUGUGUUUGCUUCCAAGACAUAUAUCUCUCCUAAGGCACGCUUUUUCAACACUUCCAGUCCUAAAAGAAAUGCAUCAUCAGCCAAAGAUGCAUCUCCUUCCCCUUCUUCACCUUUUAAGAACCGCUGGAAGCUCGCUAAGCGAGUUGGUCUAGGUAUUGUAGCUGCUAGUGUGUUUUUCUAUGGUGUUUCCAUCUAUAACUUUCGUCAUCCCGAUCCUAAACAACCUUUCCCUGAUCCUUCUAAAAAGACUCUUGUCAUUUUGGGUGCUGGUUGGGGUGCUACUUCCAUCCUUCGAACCGUCGAUAGCUCUCUCUACAACGUAGUCGUUGUUUCCCCAAGGAAUUACUUCCUUUUUACCUCUCUCUUGCCCUCUACUGCUACCGGUUCUGUCCACAGCCGCAGCAUUGUCCAACCAAUUCGCUAUCUUCUUCGUCACAAGUCUCAUUUUGUCAGGUUUUAUGAGGCCGAGUGCUCCGAUAUCGACAAGGAUGGCAAAACAGUCGAGAUUAGGAGAAAAACUUCUGAUGGUCAGGAGUUUGUUCAGCAAAUUAACUAUGAUUACUUGGUUUGCUCUGUUGGUGCUGAGACCCAAACAUUCGGCAUCCCCGGAAUCGAAGAGCAUGGUUGCUUUAUGAAAGAGAUGUGGGAUGCCCAAAAGAUUCGCACCCGCAUCAUGAAGUGUCUUGAACAGGCUCAGUUCAAGGACCUUGAUCCUGAAACCCGUCGCCGUUAUGUUCACUUUGUAGUCGUCGGUGGUGGUCCUACUGGUAUGGAAUUCGCCGGUGAAAUGGCUGAUUUCAUCAACGCUGAUCUUAAAUCUUGGUAUCCUGAACUUGCUAACGAUUUUUCUGUUACUCUCAUCGAAGCUUUACCCUCCGUUCUCCCCAUGUUCAGUAGCAAGUUGCGUGAAUAUACCAAGUCUCUUUUCGCUAAAACCAACAUUAAUAUCAGAACCCAGACUGCCUUGAAGAAGGUGACCUCAGAUAGCAUCAUUGUCGAAGUUACCGAUCCAGAAGUAUGGGCUGGAGGCAAUAGACCUCGUCCUCUCAUCAAGAAUCUCAUCGAGUCUUUGAACGAACAAACCAAUCGCCGUGGUUUGAUUGUCGACGAUUACAUGCAAGUCAACGGUAUGCCAGACGUCUUUGCUCUCGGUGACUGCACUUCUACUGCUUACGCCCCUACUGCUCAGGUGGCUUCUCAACAAGGUGCAUUCCUUGGUCAGCUUUUCAACAAACUUGGCUCCCUUGACUUCGAGAAGCCUCGUGUCGACAGACAUAUUGCCAUUGGCGAGGAAUUAGAUUCUGCUGCUCUUAUCUCUCUCGCUAAUGAAAAGCAUGCAUCUACGAAGGUAUUCCGUCCUUUCAAGUAUUCUCACCAAGGUUCUCUUGCCUAUGUUGGUCAUGAAAAAGCAAUUGCUGAUUUGAAUGUUCCUUUCCUCGAUAAGCAAAUCCAUGCCAGCGGUUAUCUUGCUUUCUUUUUCUGGCGCUCUGCCUAUCUUUCAGAAUUAUAUUCCCUUCGUAACCGUACCAACGUUUUGUUAGAUUGGAUCAGAACUUCCCUAUUUGGCCGCGAUAUUUCUUCCCUUUAA